AUGUCUGCAUUUCCAAAACUUGAAAAUCCCAACUUGGAAGGGUAUCAUAUCACCAGGGCCAUGUGGUUAGAAUAUUACAAUUCCCAUGAAAAAACCUUUGUUGCCAAAAAGAAAUGCAGCGGUUGCUAUAAUGACUCUAAAUUUGUCGUUUGGGCCAUAUCUGUUGGUGUGCAAGCAGUAGUUGAUGCUGCUCGAAUUUAUCCUGAUGAAUUCAAGCCAUUGGUUGCACCAGCGGUUGCUAUAUUUCAGAAAUACAAGAACAACAGUCUUAAAGGAUACUCUGCCGCCGAGGGUGGUGACAAGGACAUCUACUAUGAUGAUGACGCUCAAGUGGCCAGUGCAAUCAUCACUGCGUACGAGGUGACUGGCGAUAAACACUUUUUGGAUCAAGGAAGAGAAUUGGUUAGAUUUUUGAUGGGUGGCUGGAACAACAACCCAAACGCAGUGACAAAAGGUGGUAUGCACUGGCAUAUAUCGAAGAAAUUAUUGAAUGCUUGUACUACCGCCGAGGUAGCCAAGGCGUGUUUGCAAAUCUCAAAGUUCUUGCCUCAAGAAAGUCAAGUGUAUAUUGAUUUCGCAGCAAAGUGUAUUGAUUGGCAGAUUAAAGUGUUGCAAGAUCCACUGGACAAGUUGAUCAGAGAUGGUGUUGGUGAGGAUAGUGACAAGGUGGAUAAUGUAAAAUGGAGUUACAAUACUGGCGCUACUUUAUCAGCAGCAUCGGAGUUAUAUCACAUUACCAAGGAUAAGAAAUGGUUGCAAAUAGCCACCGACUUGGCCAAAGCAGGAAUCCACCAUAAUUCAUUCUUUUAUGACCGUGAUUUCCCUGACGAUAAAAGAUAUUGGCGCGACUCGUCGUAUUUUGUCCAGUUAUUAAUUGAAGGUCUUGCCGAUUACUUGUUAUAUGUCGACCCAAAAGAUGUUCCUGAAGGUUUGGCACAACAGAUUCAUGAUGAAAUCAAGAGACACUUGAUUAUGUUUUACGAGUUUAUCAAGGAUCCAAAAGAUGGAAUGUACUUGCAAAGUUUUGAGCCUCACAAUACCUAUAAAGAAGUAUACGAUGCUAAAUAUCACGAUUGGUUCGGUAAUGGCAAAGGAUGGGGAUUGAAAGGUGAGGAUAAAGAUGAUCAAGGAAAUCCACAAAAGUGUCUUAUGGGAUACGGAUCAGCUGCUAGAGUAUUUUUCCAAGGUGCAAGAGUAGUUCCAAAAAUAGAUUAG
Lodderomyces orthopsilosis Co 90-125 is the source of this 1215-nucleotide messenger RNA. RefSeq lists its product as uncharacterized. The record is from RefSeq and is a predicted model, not a curated record. Gene Ontology annotation, biological process: carbohydrate metabolic process. The coding region runs from base 1 to 1215 and encodes 404 amino acids. NCBI's taxonomy places the organism in Eukaryota, Fungi, Ascomycota, Pichiomycetes, Serinales, Debaryomycetaceae. The transcript has a single exon.